CCAUAUUUUAUUCGCCUUUAUUCAAGAUGGGCUUCGUAAGUGUUAACAAUAGCCAAAUCAUUAACAAGGCAUUCGGGCCCAAUCAACCCUUACAACAGAGAAUCUAUCAGGCUCUCGCGGCCUCGCCGGAUCUACGUCCUCUAUUCGAAGAUAUUGCAAAAUACGCCUCCGAUCUUCAAGAUGCCACCAGCAAUGCGGCUGCACCACCGCAACCUAGCCAGUCGCAAGCUCAACCGGUCUUAGGUGAAGGUCCCGCUCCUAAAAAACGUAAGAUUGCAAAUGGAGGAGAUUCUAUACGCUCUUCAUCCGCUCUGGCUGGGAUGACCCAGGAUGCAGACCUGCAGAUUUACGUCCAGGACAUGUCUUUCGCUGUGCCCCAGCGUAAGAAAUUACAAUUAGAGAUCACGCGUGCGCCAGGCAAUGUCGAGUACCUUAGGGCGAGAAAUCAAGCCUUGAAUAUGAUAGAAUUUGGGGUGCCUUUUCCAAAGAUUCAGCAUGUUCUGUGUCUUCCGGUGCCAGAAAAAUCUCAGAAGCAAUUCAAUUUCUGCAUAAUACCCGAGGGAAACGACGGAAUAUCAGCGGCUAAACCUGGAGAGCCGGUCUACGAAACUAUCGUUUGGACUGUCCCCGAUGGCCCACCCCGGACGGCAUUCUUGGGAUCAGGUACACCUGCUAUGGAAGGUGCUAGUUUGGCUGAGACAUAUCAGGGCUAUCUUCACAGUAUUCUGGACGAGAAGUUGAAGCAUACAAGAGUUAUUUGCCCGGAUGAAAAAGAGUUUGUGAGUGCUAUCCCAGAGCCUCAUCGAAAAGGGGAGAAGGCCUUUCAUGUCAAGGCAUUCCGUGGAAGUAAGGAAGGAUAUAUGUUCCUCCUAUCUACGGGCAUAUUCUUUGGCUUCAAGAAGCCCCUCAUCUUUUUCGCUUUCGACAAUAUUGAAUCGAUUUCAUACACUUCUGUCCUUCAAAGAACUUUCAACCUCAACAUCCUGACUCGUUCCUCAACCAAUCCUGACCAUAUGCAAGAGUUCGAGCUCUCCAUGAUCGACCAGGCGGACUAUCCAGGUAUCGACGCCUAUGUCAAGAAGCACCGUCUCCAGGAUGCUAGCCUAGCGGAAGCUCGACGUGCCAAAAGUCUUAAUAUUAAUGGUGAGAAGGGUGAAAACCAGGAAGCCCAUGCUGAAGGGACUGAAUCCGAAUUACUCAAGGCCCAGCGGGAGCUUGAAGAUCAGGAAGAUGAAGAGGAGGAGGACUAUGAUCCUGGAAGCGAUGGAGAUAGUGAUGGUAGUGGGACCAGUAGUGAAGAAGAGGAUGAUCAUUACGGUGAUGAAGAUCAUGGCGAAGGAAGGAACUUGGUCAAGGAGGAGUUGGGAAGUGAAGCGGAGGAUGUGGAGGUUUGAUUUCCCCUCAUAUUCAUACCCAUUUGCAAUCUCUUUUAUUCUUCCUGGAUCAUGGGGAAAAUCAAGGCCUUGGUAUAUAGUUAAAGAAUUUGGUU
Molecule: messenger RNA, 1489 nt
Organism: Coccidioides posadasii C735 delta SOWgp
Lineage: Eukaryota; Fungi; Ascomycota; Eurotiomycetes; Onygenales; Onygenaceae
Molecular function (GO): nucleosome binding; histone binding
Source: RefSeq, a predicted model, not a curated record